This is a messenger RNA of Cokeromyces recurvatus, 624 nucleotides long. RefSeq lists its product as uncharacterized. NCBI's taxonomy places the organism in Eukaryota, Fungi, Mucoromycota, Mucoromycetes, Mucorales, Mucoraceae. The record is from RefSeq and is a predicted model, not a curated record. Bases 1 to 624 code for a protein of 207 amino acids. The transcript is spliced from 3 exons.
AUGUCUACCCAAUUGAAUUCUGUAGGUUUGUAUCGAGAUGAUGCAGGUCAAUUCAAGGUAGAUGGAAUAAUAACGCUCUAUGGCAUUCAUCGCCUAGAGCUUUUAUUACUUGAAACAUCAUCUCAUUUUGGGUAUACUGAUCGCUCAAAGAUAUCAUUGGACCACUAUAAAGGGUUAUUUGGAGCGUUAUCAAUGUUAAAAACGAUUGCUGACACUUUUUAUUUUGCCUCGAUUGAACAGUUUGGUCAGAUGAAGGUCUUCUUCACUCAUGCUGCAGAGAAAACUGUUUACUUAUGGAGCCUUAGGUACGAGCAUGAAGGAAGAGUUUAUGAACUUUGGUUGGAGAAAAUACUCCAUCUGCAACCAGAGUUUGAAAAACGAGAUGAAGAGUUGUUAAACAUAAUAAACUUUUAUUGGUCAAUGAAGAGUUUACUUGAAGAAGCUACUGAUAACAUGAUAAGACUUCAAGAAGAACACAAGAAAAAGCUUGUAGAAUAUCGUUUCUCCACCCCUCCAUCAGAAAUGCUGAAAACAAUCGUGAACCCCAGCAUAUUAAAGCUAACAGAAGAAAGCAAUAAAGCUGGGAUGUAUCUUCUUGGUCCCUUCUUCACAAAUGCGAAUUAG